Messenger RNA from Lactuca sativa (garden lettuce), 1217 nucleotides. RefSeq lists its product as uncharacterized. Lineage: Eukaryota; Viridiplantae; Streptophyta; Magnoliopsida; Asterales; Asteraceae. The record is from RefSeq and is a predicted model, not a curated record.
UCGAAAAAUCAUACUAUAAUAUAAGGCCCCACAUGAACAAUAAACAUCUGUUACCACAAAUCUUUGAUUCAAAUUAUUCAAAACCUUCGUAGAUGGUCGAAGCGUCUCGUCGCAAACUAUCGAUAUACCCGAAAAUUUUUCAGAUUCUUGGGUUGAAGGAUGUUCUUGGGUCAUACAGAUGGGCUGCCAAGAGUGGGGUCUUCAAAGGAAUUACCUCUUGCUGACCCUGUGUCUGAACUGGAUGGUGGGGAUGAUGUAUCAUGGGAGAUACUAUAUUCUGCCUCUUUUGAAGAAUUUGCUUCAAGCAUUGUAAUGUAUGACACUAUUAUAUGGAUUUCCAUAUCACUUAUCUUGGUUUUAGCUUGGGGAGUUGGCGUCAUCAUGCUGCUCUAUCUUCCCAUGAGAUGUUAUGUGCUCUCAAAAGACAUAUCUUCACGACAACUCUAUGUUACUCCUUCUGAAGUAGUUUACAAGGUGUCAAGACCAUCAUUUAUACCUUUUUGGGGGGUUGUAAAUUCUGAAAGGCGUAUACCUCUUGCUCGAGCAAUAGAUAUCAUUAUUGAACAAGGUUGCUUGCAAGCCAUGUUUGGAAUCCAUACCUUUAGACUCGAAAGUGUAGCACAAGGGAAAGCUGCUUAUGUUGAUGAAUUACAAAUUCAAGGUGUUUCUAAUCCUCAACUUUUAAGAAAGGUGAUAGUAAAAGAAGCUUCAAAGGUUAUACAAAUACAACAAGAUGGUGGUACUGGUAGGAGUUGGAGACAUGGUAGUGAACCACAAAUGAGAUCCAGAUCUUUUACAGACGGAUCAAAUGUUUUAAGAUCAGCAUCAAGAAAUUGGAAGAAUUCACCUCGACCUCCUCCACAAGAACAGAGAGGGUUGAAUCGUACAGAUGUCAUAAUAAACAAAAUGGACCAACUCAGCAAAUCCAUCAAGAAACUGGAGGGGAUUGUAGAAAAAACUCAAGCUACCGAUGAUUAUGAAAGCAGCAGGUAGGUAGGCGAAAGAUUGGAGAAAUAGAAAACGGGUUUCUUGUGAAUUCAAGGGCUCGGAUUUUUUGGAAGUGUUGGUAGAGCGUAGAAUUAAACCUGAUGAUGUAUGAUUCAUUUACAAUGAAAUAAAAGAAUUAGAUCUAUUGGGAAAAAGGGAGUCUCUUUGUUUUACUUUGAUGAUGUAUAAUUCUACAUUUUAUUUAAUUAGAUGGUUUAUAAUUAGAUCUA